AAAGGCUCCCAUGGUGGGUAACAGUAGGGAUAGAUGGGAAUAACCAAAUUUAUCCAGUGGCUUAUGCAAUGGUUGAGGUUGAAGAGGAGGCAAGUUGGAGUUGGUUCUUGCAGCAUUUGAAGAAUGAUCUUCAGAUACCAAAUCAACCCACAUUCACAAUCAUUUCAGAUAAGCAAAAGGGGCUUAUGAAUGCAAUCAGGGACUUGUUGCCUUGUGUGGAACAUAGACAUUGUGUUAGGCAUCUGCACAGCAACAUGAAGAGAGCUGGGUAUACAGGGUAAGCUAUUAAAGAUAGGCUGUGGAAUCUUGCUAGAGCUACCUACAUGAGGAGGUUUAGCAAACUUAUGGAAGAGUUCAAGAAAGAGGAUGGGGUAGCGUUUAAGUGGCUUGCUAAGCAUGAACCCCACCACUGGUCUAGAUCACAUUUUAAUGUUGCUACCAAAGGUGACAUGCUCUUAAAUAACCUUUGUGAGUCAUUCAAUGCUGCAAUACUCGAUGCCAGGGACAAGCCAAUCCUAACCAUGCCAGAGAGGAUUAGAAUUUACAUGAUAAGGCAUUUAGUGAAAAUGAGGGCUUCUGUUGAGAAAUGGCAUGGUCAGAUUGGUCCAAAGAUUGUCAAGUUAUUGGACAAGAACAUUGCACUUUGCAACGAAUACAUUGUUGUCUUAACUGGGGACAACCAGUUUGAACUUAGAGGUUUUCAUCAUGGAAACCUAUUUUGUGUUGACAUGAAUGCAAAAACAUGCACUUGUAGAAGGUGGGACUUGUCAGGUAUCCCCUGUGCACAUGCACUUGUUGUCUUAAGAGAUUCAAAAAAGAAGACUGAGGGCCUUGUGCAUGACUACUACCAGAAGCAGGCAUACAUCAACACCUACAAACAUGUCAUAUACCCCAUGAAUGGGAUGGACAUGUGGGAGAAUACAAACAAACCACCAAUUGAGCCCCCACAUUACACUAGGAAGUCUGGGAGGCCUAAGAAAUGCAGAAGGAGGGAACCAGAUGAGCCACCUGCUCAAAGUGAUGAAACCAAGAAAAUGAAGAGGUAUCUUAACAAACUGAGCUGUAGAAAAUAUGGGGGAAAAGGGCAUAAUGUGAGGACUUGCCCAUCUAGUUUCACAACACCAAGGUCCAAAGAACAGCAAUGCAAUCAGCCAAUCUCACAACCAAUGUUCACUCAGCCAUCACAGCCCACACCCAAGGUCCCCUAUAGAAGGGGAGGUAUAGCUAAAAGGGGAGGUGCAGCUAGAAGGGGAGGUGCCCCUUAAA
Rhododendron vialii is the source of this 1266-nucleotide messenger RNA. RefSeq lists its product as uncharacterized. The record is from RefSeq and is a predicted model, not a curated record. Gene Ontology annotation, molecular function: zinc ion binding. NCBI's taxonomy places the organism in Eukaryota, Viridiplantae, Streptophyta, Magnoliopsida, Ericales, Ericaceae. The coding region runs from base 324 to 1265 and encodes 313 amino acids. The transcript is spliced from 3 exons.